GGAGUAGUUUCAUUUUGUGGAAUAAUAUUCAUAUUCGUGGGCCAUUCUCAAAAAACGUAUAUGUAGUAUAUAUGUAUUCGGUUUGGGGAUCUUAUUGAUCUAUCCUUCAUCAAUAUUAACUAAAAAUUUGAUUAGAUAUAUAUUGGGUGGAGAAAGAUAGACCAGCUAGCUAGAUCGAGGGAAAAGAAAAGGAAAUUAAGGAAUGGGAGGUACAGAAAUAGAAGAGGCGGGAUCAUCUGCUUCUGCUGCUGUCAUUGCUAACCGUAGGGAUCCAUAUGAAGUUUUGAAUGUUUCAAAAGAUGCUUCUGAUCAAGAUAUCAAAGCUGCUUACAGAAAACUUGCUUUCAAGUAUCACCCUGACAAGAAUGUUGAUAAUCUUGAAGCCUUGGAAUUGUUUAAAGAGGUUGCAUAUUCUUAUAACAUUUUAUCUGAUCCCGAGAAAAAAAGGAUAUAUGAUAAUUCAGGGUUUCAGGCUGUUGAUGCUGAUAGCAACGAAGUAAAAAUUGAUUUAUCUAGCCUUGGAACAGUUAAGAAAGUGUUUGCAGCAAUAUUCAGUAAGCUCGGGGUUCCUAUAAAAACAACUAUUUUCGCCAAUGUUCUUGAAGAUGCUUUGAGAGGAGCCGUCCGUGACCGGCGUGUCAAAUCCCUUCCGCUAGGAUCACGAGCGCGUGGAAAGGUAGAGAAACAAUCUGCUGACUUUUAUGAUGUCACUGUUAACGAGGAAGAAGCUAAAGCAGGGAUAGUUGUUAGAGUUACUUCAGGGGCCCAAAACAAACUUAAGUUGCUGUAUUUUGAGCAAGAAAAUGUUCGGGCCUAUAAAUUGGCAUUGCAGGAAGACACCGAGAAGACGUUAAAGGUGGCAACUGCAGGGAUGUAUUUCUUGCAUUUUCAAGUAUAUAGAAUGGAUUCUAGUGUCAAUGCGUUAGCAAUGGCUAAGGACCCAAAAACUGCUUUGUUUAAAAGAUUGGAAGGUCUCCAGCCAUGUGAGAUCUCGGAAAUUAAAGCUGGGACCCACAUAUUUGCUGUAUAUGGUGAUAAUUUUUUCACGAGUGCAUCCUACAAGAUUGAAGCUGUUUGUGCGGCAACAUAUAAGAGCUCAACUAAUGAGCUCAAGGAUAUUGAAGAAAAAAUUUUAAAAAAGAGAACGGAUCUACGCCAAUUUGAAAUCGAGUAUAGAAAGGCUUUGGCACAAAACCAAGAAGUGACCAAUGGAGACACCCAGAAAAAGCAGAAUGAGGCUUUGGCACAGUACAAAGAAGUAACAAAUAGGUACACCCGGGAAAAGCAGAAUGUAGAUAAGCUUUUAAAACAACGACACAAAAUCCAAUCAUCUUUUACGUCUAAGAAGAUUGGGAGUAAAGUCAGUAAUGGAGGUCAUCAUAAGUCCGAAAAAAGCAUCCCAAGUGAAGAAGAUGGUCUUACUCAUAGGAAUAAAAGGGAAACAGUUGAAGGAAAAAAGCUAUUUCAUGGAGUAAAAAAACUAAUGCGGAGAAAGAAGGGUCAAACCGAAAGUUUAUCACCUAUAUAAACCUAAACCUUCUGAUCAGAUCAGGGUUCCAGUUGUUGAGAUCGAUAUAUAUCGAUACAUAAAAUAAAUAUAUGUUUCUUCUUCCCUUUUUGUGUGUACAUAAUAAUUUCUGUAGGUUGAUUGUUAUGUGAUCACCUUUCAAUCCUGUAAUAUAUAUAAUUCGUAAUAAUAAUAAAGAAGCAUCGAUGUAAUCA
This is a messenger RNA of Erigeron canadensis, 1722 nucleotides long. RefSeq names its product chaperone protein dnaJ 15-like. The record is from RefSeq and is a predicted model, not a curated record. Lineage: Eukaryota; Viridiplantae; Streptophyta; Magnoliopsida; Asterales; Asteraceae. The coding region runs from base 203 to 1528 and encodes 441 amino acids. The transcript has 13 exons.